This is a messenger RNA of Bursaphelenchus xylophilus (pine wood nematode), 1069 nucleotides long. The record is from the annotation of a GenBank genome assembly. Lineage: Eukaryota; Metazoa; Nematoda; Chromadorea; Rhabditida; Aphelenchoididae.
AUGAAACCAACGGAUCUUUAUCUUUUUGGCUAUAACGCAGUCCAAGUCGUUGGGUGAGUCUUUUUGAACUUUGAAUUUUGUGUUUAGGCAAGAGGAGCGGGCAAUAUUAAAUUUGGCUUUGGGAUAGAUAAGGAAUGGGAGAAAACACAAAGUUCCGGAUAAAGGAGUACAUUUUUUGUUGGAGGAUUUUGCAAUUCUAGCUAGGAAAAGUCUCUGAGCACGUUUCUAACAGCCUUUGGAAUUUCAGAAGCAUAAAAAUUACUUCAAAAAGCGGUAUGAUAAUUGAGAACUACCUAAAAUCAACUUGUAGAUUUUAUUAAACAAAUUUAAUAUCUAAUUUAUCUGAUUUCCUUUUCCGGAUGAUUCCUUCCUGACAAUGGCUAUCUCCAUUUUAGCUGGGGUUCGGUUCUGGUCAAGACAGUAUCAGGAUUAUUAGCUGGACAUUCCUUUACCAGCUUGUAUGAGAACGUAGAAUGGGAACUGCAAAUCUUCCAGACCGCAGCCAUUUUGGAGAUUGUCCACAGUUUGGUUGGAUUGGUCCGAUCGCCGGUUAUGACCACCGUAACGCAAGUUUUCUCCAGAGUUUUCGUCCUUUGGGCCAUCAUGUACAAGGUCCCAAGUGUAAGGUUUUGCCUACUUUUUCUUGCGUUUUAUGUUUAGAUAAGCACUUAAUAUGAUGGCUUUUUAGAGCCGUGCCAGUAUCGGUGUCCCCAUGUUGCUCAUCGCUUGGUCCGUGACCGAAGUGAUCCGAUACUCGUAUUACGCUCUGAACAUCGUCAAAGCCGUCCCGUACGUCCUGACCUGGGCCCGGUACACCUUCUUCAUUGCCCUUUAUCCACUUGGAGCCUCCGGGGAAGUUAUUACAAUGCUCGCGGCACUCGAUGAGAUCAAACGAAAGAAGCAUUUGACCCUGGAACUGCCAAAUCAAGCCAAUAUUGGGUUUUCCUUCUAUUAUGUGGUCAUCAUAUUGGCUCUGUAUUAUCUUCCCGGCUUCCCACAGAUGUACUUCUACAUGUUCGGGCAGAGAAAGAAGGUUUUGGGGACUGGAAGUCAAAAGAAACAAGAAUAA